Molecule: messenger RNA, 813 nt
Organism: Dentiscutata erythropus
Lineage: Eukaryota; Fungi; Glomeromycota; Glomeromycetes; Diversisporales; Gigasporaceae
Source: the annotation of a GenBank genome assembly
AUGGCGGCGAUAAUAACCUUUAUUGGGUUACUUAUUUGUUUCUAUAUUUUACGUUUUUACUAUUGUUAUUUUACUCGUUCAAAUCCACUUCCUGGCCCGUUUCCGCUACCACUUAUUGGUACAUUACUUCAGAUUAAGAUGGACCCUAAUAGAUGGGCUGCUAAGCAUCUUAAAAAAUCUGUAGAUUUGUGGGAGUUUUACUUUGGACAUUUUCGAGUUGUGGCUGUUCAAAACAGUGACUAUUUAGAAAAGUUAAAUAUUUAUCAACCAUCUGAAAGAUCAAAAUUUUUUAAGCGUAGCUUUUCCGGUUCUGAGAAAUUUAAUGCUACAUACAGCUUGAUAUUUAACAUUGAUUAUCAUAAAUGGAGACGAAACAGACAAUUUCUUACGAAAAUCUUAAUGUCAAAAAAAUUCCAAUAUGGUUUUAUAGAUUCUGUUCAGGAAAUAUUUAAGAGAGCUGAAAAGCAGUGGGAUGGAAAGAAUAAUGUAACAUUUGAUCUUUCUGAGUGGAUGUCUUGUUAUAAAAUGGAUGUAUCAUCCUUAACACUCGUCGGACGUCCAUCAUAUAGUUUAGCUUUAUUUGAUAUUAUCGAUAAAAAUAAAUCAACCUUCUUAGCUGAAGAGUCCUUACAACUUGCUAAAGCAGCUCCACAAUAUCUUUCACUGCUUUGUUUUAUGUUGUGUGUACCUAAAUGUGUGGAGGAUAUUGUUAUGCUUGGGUUUAAAACCUUAAUGAAAGAUAACGUAAUUUUUAAUGGUAUAGUAGAUGGUAUCAUUAAGAAACGUAGACAAGAAAUCGAAAAUGGGUCACCU